Molecule: messenger RNA, 3764 nt
Organism: Lynx canadensis (Canada lynx)
Lineage: Eukaryota; Metazoa; Chordata; Mammalia; Carnivora; Felidae
Gene: HDAC5
Product: histone deacetylase 5
Exons: 27
Coding region: 329-3682 (1117 amino acids)
Biological process (GO): negative regulation of transcription by RNA polymerase II; chromatin organization
Cellular component (GO): histone deacetylase complex
Molecular function (GO): histone deacetylase activity
Source: RefSeq, a predicted model, not a curated record
UGUUGUUGUUGGUGGCGGCGGCGAGCGGAGCCGGAGGAGCCGCCGCAAAGAUGGAGGAGCCGUCGAGGAGGCGCUGCCGCUGCUGCCGCCGCCGCUGCUGCCGCCGCCGCCCGCGAAGCCGGAGCUCGAGCCGCAGGGGGGAUGCCGUUCUGAGUGCCUGACUGCCUCGCCCCGAAGGAUGGCCUCUGAUGGGCAUUAGAGGCACAGCGGCCCCGGGCUCCUGUCCCGUCCGUCUGUCUGUUUUCGUCUGUCUCUCUUGACAUCACCGCAGCUCCACCCCCUCCCGUCCCAGCCCCCAACGCCAGCUUCCUGUGGGCCCAGAGCCGGCAUGAACUCUCCCACCGAGUCGGCAGAUGGGAUGUCAGGCCGGGAACCAUCCUUGGAAAUCCUGCCUCGGACCCCUCUACACGGCAUCCCUGUGGCAGUGGAGGUGAAGCCGGUGCUGCCGGGAGCCAUGCCCAGCUCCACGGGGGGCGGGGGUGGAGGCAGCCCCAGCCCCGCGGAGCUGCGGGGUGCCCUGGCGGGCCCUGUGGACCCCUCACUGAGGGAGCAGCAGCUGCAGCAGGAGCUCCUGGCACUCAAGCAGCAGCAGCAGCUGCAGAAGCAGCUCCUGUUCGCCGAGUUCCAGAAACAGCACGACCACCUGACGCGGCAGCAUGAGGUCCAGCUGCAGAAGCACCUCAAGCAGCAGCAGGAGAUGCUGGCGGCCAAGAGGCAGCAGGAGCUGGAGCAGCAGCGGCAGCGGGAGCAGCAGCGGCAGGAAGAGCUGGAGAAGCAGCGGCUGGAGCAGCAGCUGCUCAUCCUGCGAAACAAGGAGAAGAGCAAAGAGAGUGCCAUCGCCAGCACUGAGGUGAAGCUGAGGCUCCAGGAAUUCCUCUUGUCGAAGUCAAAGGAGCCCACGCCAGGCGGCCUCAACCAUUCCCUCCCACAGCAUCCCAAAUGCUGGGGAGCCCACCAUGCUUCUUUGGACCAGAGUUCCCCUCCCCAGAGUGGCCCCCCUGGGACGCCUCCCUCCUACAAACUGCCUUUGCUUGGGCCCUAUGACAGCCGCGAUGACUUCCCCCUCCGCAAAACAGCCUCUGAACCCAACUUGAAAGUGCGUUCGAGGCUAAAGCAGAAGGUGGCUGAGCGGAGAAGCAGUCCCCUCCUGCGUCGCAAGGAUGGGACAGUCAUUAGCACCUUUAAGAAGAGAGCGGUUGAGAUCACUGGUGCUGGGCCUGGAGUGUCGUCCGUGUGUAACAGCGCACCAGGCUCCGGCCCCAGCUCUCCCAACAGCUCCCACAGCACCAUUGCUGAGAAUGGCUUUACUGGCUCAGUCCCCAACAUCCCCACCGAGAUGCUCCCCCAGCACCGGGCCCUCCCUCUGGACAGCUCCCCCAACCAGUUCAGCCUCUACACGUCUCCCUCUCUGCCCAACAUCUCCCUAGGGCUGCAGGCCACAGUCACUGUCACCAACUCGCACCUCACGGCCUCCCCGAAGCUGUCAACGCAGCAGGAGGCCGAGAGGCAGGCCCUCCAGUCCCUGCGGCAGGGUGGCGCGCUGACGGGCAAGUUCAUGAGCACAUCCUCCAUCCCCGGCUGCCUGCUGGGCGUGGCGCUGGAGGGUGACACCAGCCCCCACGGGCAUGCCUCCCUGCUGCAGCACGUGCUGCUGCUGGAGCAGGCUCGGCAGCAAAGCACCCUCAUCGCUGUGCCACUCCACGGGCAGUCCCCGCUGGUGACAGGUGAACGUGUGGCCACCAGCAUGCGGACAGUGGGCAAGCUCCCGCGGCACCGGCCCUUGAGCCGCACUCAGUCCUCCCCGCUACCCCAGAGCCCCCAGGCCCUGCAGCAGCUGGUCAUGCAGCAGCAGCACCAGCAGUUCCUGGAGAAACAGAAGCAACAGCAGCUGCAGCUGGGCAAGAUCCUCACCAAGACUGGGGAGCUGCCACGGCAGCCCACCACCCACCCCGAGGAGACAGAGGAGGAGCUGACUGAGCAGCAGGAGGCCUUGCUUGGGGAGGGGGCCCUGACCAUCCCCCGGGAAGGCUCCACGGAGAGUGAGAGUACGCAGGAAGACCUGGAGGAGGAGGAAGAGGAGGAGGAGGAGGAGGAGGAAGAGGAGGAGGAGGACUGCAUCCAGGUCAAGGACGAGGAGGGCGAGAGCGGCACCGAGGAGGGGCCCGACUCGGAGGAGUCCAGUGCUGGUUACAAGAAGGUGUUCUCAGAUGCCCAGCAGCUGCAGCCCCUUCAGGUGUAUCAGGCACCCCUCAGCCUGGCCACUGUGCCCCACCAGGCCCUGGGCCGCACCCAGUCCUCACCUGCUGCCCCUGGGGGCAUGAAGAGCCCCCCAGACCAGCCCACCAAGCACCUCUUCACCACAGGUGUGGUCUACGACACGUUCAUGCUGAAGCAUCAGUGCAUGUGCGGGAACACACACGUGCACCCUGAGCAUGCCGGCCGGAUCCAGAGCAUCUGGUCUCGGCUGCAGGAGACAGGCCUGCUUAGCAAGUGUGAGCGGAUCCGGGGUCGCAAAGCCACACUGGACGAGAUCCAGACGGUGCACUCCGAAUACCACACCCUGCUCUAUGGGACCAGCCCCCUCAACCGACAGAAGCUUGACAGCAAGAAGCUGCUUGGCCCCAUCAGCCAGAAGAUGUAUGCCAUGCUGCCUUGUGGGGGCAUUGGGGUGGACAGUGACACUGUGUGGAACGAGAUGCACUCCUCCAGUGCUGUGCGCAUGGCAGUGGGCUGCCUGGUAGAGCUGGCUUUCAAGGUGGCAGCAGGAGAGCUCAAGAAUGGAUUUGCCAUCAUCCGGCCCCCAGGACACCACGCAGAGGAAUCCACAGCCAUGGGAUUCUGCUUCUUCAACUCUGUAGCCAUCACAGCCAAACUCCUACAGCAGAAGCUGAACGUGGGCAAGGUUCUCAUCGUGGACUGGGACAUUCACCACGGCAAUGGCACCCAACAAGCGUUUUACAAUGACCCGUCUGUGCUCUACAUCUCCCUGCAUCGCUAUGACAACGGGAACUUCUUUCCAGGCUCUGGGGCUCCUGAAGAGGUUGGCGGAGGGCCAGGUGUGGGGUACAAUGUGAACGUGGCAUGGACGGGAGGUGUGGAUCCCCCCAUCGGAGAUGUGGAGUACCUAACGGCCUUCAGGACAGUGGUGAUGCCCAUUGCCCACGAGUUCUCACCUGACGUGGUCCUGGUCUCUGCCGGGUUUGAUGCUGUUGAGGGACACCUGUCUCCACUGGGUGGCUACUCUGUCACCGCCAGAUGUUUUGGCCACUUAACCAGGCAGCUGAUGACGCUGGCAGGGGGCCGGGUGGUGCUGGCCCUGGAGGGAGGCCACGACUUGACCGCCAUCUGUGAUGCCUCUGAGGCCUGUGUCUCAGCCCUGCUCAGCGUGGAGCUGCAGCCCUUGGACGAGGCAGUCUUGCAACAAAAGCCCAACAUCAACGCAGUGGCCACGCUAGAGAAAGUCAUCGAGAUCCAGAGCAAACACUGGAGCUGCGUACAGAGGUUCGCUGCUGGUCUAGGCCGUUCCCUGCGGGAGGCCCAGGCAGGGGAGACGGAGGAGGCUGAGACUGUGAGCGCCAUGGCCUUGCUGUCGGUGGGGGCCGAGCAGGCCCAGGCUGCUGCAGCCCGGGAGCACAGCCCCAGGCCGGCAGAGGAGCCCAUGGAACAGGAGCCUGCCCUGUGACACCCUGGCCCCCGUCCCUCUGGGCUUCAUCAUUGUGAUUUUGUUUAUUUUUUCUAUUAAAAACAAAAAGUCACACAUUCAA